AUGCCGCGAACGAGGUCUACCAAACCAGCCGCGAGCGAGUCGACGGACACUCCAGCAGCCACUCUUGCCUCCAAAUACACGCUCACUCCCAGAGAUGGCUCGUCACCGGGCAUAUUCAUCUUACCAAAGACUGCAACUCCAGAAGCACGCAUAGUCACAUUGCCCCAUCCGCGAAAUGGCAAACCAUCUCGGUAUCUCAUCUGUCCCAAGACCGGCAUCCACGAAUUCACAAAGAUUUCAGCCCCCCAGUCGGCACCCCGAAGCUGGCUAAUCGAGACCAGAGCCGAUUCGGGCGAUGACGAUACAGACAGCAAGGAAGCAGACCCGCAUGUCGACAUAGUAUCUUCCUCCGACAUGUUUGUCGCAACUACGAUAGAUGCACUCUUCCUGGUUUUACCGUCAUUGGUUGAUGCCACGGUGCAAAAGGGCUCAGAUGAGAAGAAGAGGCUCUUUUUGUCAAGUGACGACCACUUCGACAAACUCCCCGAGGAAAGCUCCCACUUGUCCGAAAUUUUACAAUGGGAAGCGACCAGAGCGCUUAUUGAGUCAAGAAUGGAGAUCAUUUGUGACACGGUAGAGGCCGGUGACGAGAAGAUGUUCCGACUCAGCGAGAAGAAACUCGUUGCUACGAUCCUUGAAAAGGCCAAGAGGAUGAGCGAUGGAGGUCUGCCGGCUACUUUGGAAGAGAAGUUCGUCAAGAGGGCAUUAGAGGCACCGAUUCUGUUACAUCGCAGCACCUUGGCAGCUAAAGUUUCCGAAAAUCAAGCGGCCGCCGAGGUUGCAACAGAAUCCGAGGUUUCUACCCCUGUUACCGAUUCCGCUCAGUCUCAAUCAACGACUGUCACGACCGACUCAAAUUCAUCGUUCGUGUCGCAACCUUCCACUGCGGCAACAUCAUUUGUUGAGGAUGGCCAAGCCGAAGACGCCGCCAUGACUGCCAUCCAAGCAUCUGCGGAAGUCACUGCGCUGCAGAGACUCCGCGUCGCCUUUGAUUUUAUUUGCUCCCGAUAUGUCCCCACCGCUACUGCAGAACAACUAAAGCUCCAUCUGUCCCAACAAGACAUGUGCUCAGUCGACUUCUCACCGCUGGACAAGUACCGAUCUAAAUUGGCCGAGCUGCGUGCUGAAGCCGUUGCCGCAACUUCAACGGCUGACUAUUCGAGGAAGCGAAUGGGGGACGAAGAGGAAGAUGCACUUCGUCAGGAGAAGAAGCGAAAACUGGAAGAGGAGAAGAAGCGUAAAGCUAAUGAGAGCCGUGGCGUUAGAGAGCUCAAGAAGGUCAACACGAGUGGGAUGAUGAAGCUCAGUCAUUUUUUUAAAGCAAAAUAA
Messenger RNA from Metarhizium brunneum ARSEF 3297, 1329 nucleotides. It is a transcript of the gene rnh202, whose product is annotated as Ribonuclease H2 subunit B. Gene Ontology annotation, cellular component: ribonuclease H2 complex; nucleoplasm. Gene Ontology annotation, biological process: RNA catabolic process. The record is from RefSeq and is a predicted model, not a curated record. NCBI's taxonomy places the organism in Eukaryota, Fungi, Ascomycota, Sordariomycetes, Hypocreales, Clavicipitaceae.